This is a messenger RNA of Thamnophis elegans (Western terrestrial garter snake), 2381 nucleotides long. It is a transcript of the gene ANKRD10, whose product is annotated as ankyrin repeat domain 10. NCBI's taxonomy places the organism in Eukaryota, Metazoa, Chordata, Lepidosauria, Squamata, Natricidae. The coding region runs from base 168 to 1388 and encodes 406 amino acids. Gene Ontology annotation, molecular function: protein binding. The transcript is spliced from 6 exons. The record is from RefSeq and is a predicted model, not a curated record.
GCAAGCCCGCCUCGGUUUCUUUGUGUUCGGCUGUUGGGGCGGUGUGGAAGGGGCGAGGGUUUCCUUAGCUCCGCUGCCGAGGGUGGUUUCUUCCACAGUCUGAAAGCCCCAGCUGCCUGGUGCCAGCCGUGCCUUGAUUCUUCGCCUGCACGUUGCCUGAGAUCGCCAUGUCGCUGGGAUCCAGCCCGGACGCGGGUUUCUCCAGUGAGGAGCUGCUCGCUCUCCGCUUUCCGUUGCACCGCGCCUGCCGCGACGGAGACUUGCCCGCCUUGUGCGCCCUGCUCCAGUGCGCGCCCCGGGAAAGUCUAGCAGCCGAGGACUCCUUCUACGGGUGGACGCCCAUCCACUGGGCCGCGCAUUUCGGAAAGCUGGAAUGUCUAAUCCAGUUAGUGAGAACUGGAGCAACUGUAAAUGCAUGUACAACACGUUUUGCGCAAACCCCAGCCCAUAUUGCUGCUUUUGGAGGACAUCCUCAGUGUCUCAACUGGUUAAUUCAAUCAGGGGCCAACAUAAACAAGCAGGAUUAUGUUGGUGAAACUCCUAUUCACAAAGCAGCCCGAUCUGGUAGUAUGGAAUGCAUAAAUGCUCUUGUGGCUAAUGGAGCUCAAACAGACUUACGAAAUGCCAGUGGCCUGACAGCAGCAGAUCUUGCUCAUACCCAGGGCUUCCAAGAAUGUGCUCAGUUGCUCUUCAACCUUCAGAACUACCCAUUGAACCAUUUCUAUAGCAAUGGCACCUUAAAUGGGGUCCAUCAGAAUACUAGUCAAAGAGGGCCUAGUCGAAAACGAUCUUUUGAAGAUAUGAACAAUUUUGGAAUGAAGAAAGCUAGAACUGAAGAUCAAAGUUUUGAUGGCCUAAUACCAAUGACAAAUGGAGGAAAUGAAGAGGAUGCUAACAAUAUGCAUGUUGAUAGAGAGUUUGCUCUUAUAUCAGAUAUGAAUUGCAGUAACUCCAUAUUGAAAGCAUUGGCCAAUGGAAAUAUCAUCAAUGGACAUUUGGACUUCAGUUCCUCACCACAGCUCAAUGGAUUGAGUUCCAGGCGUGAAGAAUGCCUAACAUUGAUAGUACCUAAUGCACUAAUCUCUGAUCAUAACCAUAUAAUCAAUGAUGGCCAUAGUGUUGAGGAACCAGCAAAGGUUCUAAAUGCUUCUGAUAUGUGUGGUUCUUUACAUCUGAAUGGAAGCCCAAGUAGCCUUGUUUCAAAUAGGCCCCCAUGGUUGGAUGACCUUGGAGAUAGAUUGCACUAUGGACACUACCAUGGUUUUGGAGAUACAGCUGAAAGUAUCCCUGAACUUAACAGCGUUAUUGAGCAUUCCAGUUUGAUUAAAGUUGCAGAAAAGUACGAUAAUACUGUUUUAGGUACAAUGUAUCUUUAUCAUGGUUCCUGAAUUAUUAAAAGACACAUUUUCUGGAUGUUAAUAUACUUUGAAAUAGUAAUACAAAUAAUGGAAUUGGUAUGGUAACACCUGAAGAUGCAGGAUUUUUUUUGAUUACAUAUUACUAAAAGCAUUUGACACAACAGCCUUAUGCUUCUAAUUUUGCAUGUGUCAGGUUCAUUAGUUAUAUUAAUAGCUAAUUUUACAAUAGAAUAUUUGUUUUUUAUGACAAGGUCUAGUUUUAUAUUUUUUUAUUUGCUAUAAGGAACUUUUAGAAUGUUUUCAUUUUCAUCAAACCUUUCUGAAAACUAAACUCUGUAGAUUAGUUCAUUUUGAUAUUAGCAAACUACGGUGUUUUGAUUUAACAUUUUCUGUUGAGACUAUGGUAAGCAAUAUCGGUGCCAGUUUUGACUAUGCAAGGAGCAGGGGGUGGCAGCAAAAAUGAUUUUAUGUAUUUGCUCAGUUUUCAGAAGGAAGUGAAUUUUCUUAGAUCAUAUUAAUAACUGCUUAAACUGAAGCAAAGGUGAGGCUUUACAUGUUUUAAUUCAUAACGUCAAAGCUGACAUUAGCUUCCCCUACUUUUUGUUAAAUGUUAACCUUUUGUAUUAUAAAAUGGGAAUAGGGUCAUAUUCUACAAUUAACAGAAUAAAUUUGAAAUACUUUUUGCUUACUGCAGGAAAAUAUCUUACCAUAGUUCACAGAAUGGCAUUUUGACACUAUAAACUAUAAAAAUUGUUAGAAUGUCAAGUCAGUAGCUUUCAGCUUUAUUUUAUUAAAUGCAUGGAUUUACUUUUUAAAACAACAUUGCUUUGUAACUUUUAAAAUAUUGCAUUUUCAGUUAAAAGUAGUGGCCUCAUUUCAUUUUUCAGCAAAUUCAGUAUCAUAUUGAUUGAAUUUGCAAAGGUCAGUUGUAUAAAUUCUCUCUACAUGUAUACUUCAAAAGCUUUGUAACAAUUCUUUUGUGAUUUGCAUAAAAUUAAGAUGAAUGAAGUAUUUAAAAACAAA